Molecule: messenger RNA, 1955 nt
Organism: Ilex paraguariensis (yerba mate)
Lineage: Eukaryota; Viridiplantae; Streptophyta; Magnoliopsida; Aquifoliales; Aquifoliaceae
Source: the annotation of a GenBank genome assembly
AACGUUGCCGUUUGCCACUGCCAGACAAUACUCCAAACAUUCCUCAGAAGAAAACAGAUCAGUCAGAGAGAGAGAGAGAGAGAGAGAGAGAGAGGGAAAAAGCCUGAAGCUUUUGCUUUUUAAUGCUCGUUCUCUCUCUAAAGAAAUCUGAUUCUUUCAUCUUUUCUGGAAAUCGUGCACUCUUUUCUUCUCUCUCCGCCAGUGAGUUAUGCAGCUUCAUGGUGAACACGUGAAGAUGAAAUGGCUGUGUUGCUGAUAAAGAUGGCUCACAACAGUAGGAGCAACUCCGACCAUGUCAAUGCCAACAACAGCACUGAAGAAGUGAAGCCCACAAUCUUCCAUGACUUUCUGGGUAAAGGGGGUGCCUCCGAUUCGUCGCCGGUGGAGGGGAAGUCUGCCGCCGGUGAUGCCAGACCUCAGUUCGAUGCAUCGCCGUCGGCUUCUGUUUCUGCUGGUGCCUCUUCUGGUUGUGGCCUUGGGCCCAUCUCCACCACCUCUGAUCUGGGUUCUGAAAGACACGUACAGAAUCAUUUUGGGGGGAUGCCAUUCAACGUACCAAGAAGUGACUUUUCAGGGGCUGAGAUUAGUAAUAGAUUAGCUGGAAGGAAGCGAAGUAACUCAGAUUCUGCUUUUAUGGGGUCAUCUAGAGAUGGGUUUCGGCAAAUGCAACCAGAUUCAUUGGAGAGCUCGCAUUUGAUGAAGAUUCUUCGUAAUGCAGGGGGAGAGCGGGCUAGACGGUCCCGUGAUGAGGAAGCAUACUUUGAUAUGCGUCCAAGGAGGCCAACUUUGUCAUCUCUUAUGUUACAGCCAGCUACGAGUGGUAGAAUUGACGCUAAUUCUUGUAAAUGGGAGCGAACUAUGCCCGUGAAUGUUGGCCCCACAGUACAGUAUCCUCCACGCGGAGGUCAAGUUGUGCCUUUCGGUUAUCAAACACCAUCAAACCUAUUAAAAGACAGUGAUGUAGGUCCUUCAGUUAUUUCUCAAGCAGCUGCGGAUGAAGGAUCUAGGACUGGCAUCAAAGGGUCUGGAAUUUUGAGCUCUGUUAGUGCCAGUGGUGGAAUCUCUGAUAGAAAUCCUUCUGGGGUUCUGCCAGGUGGGGGCAAGCAGAAGACUGAGACUCGUAUUGUUGAACCUGAGUCUUCUACUCCUCCCAGUGGACAAAGAUUAGCAUCUGCUAGUUGCCAGAUGACUAUAUUUUAUGGCGGUCAAGCCCAUGUUUUUGAUGAUGUCCACCCAAACAAGGCAGACGUAAUAAUGGCGUUAGCUGGAUCAACUGGAGGAUCUUGGUCCACAAACUAUGCACCAAAAUCUGCUGUUAGGUCAUCCCCUGUUGAAAAUUAUAGACUGGGUGGUGAGAUCGAUAUUCGCACAGGCAGUAACUUUGCAUUAUCCCCAGAACUUCGUGGAAAGCUAUCGGUUGCAGGGAACUCUAGUCGGGGGUUUGACUCUGGUGACCGAGUGCAGCCAGGUGAUCAACAUUAUUUCCAGUUUAUGGUUUGAUGGUUUCUUUUGAGUUACAUUUAUCCAGAGAAUUUGAUGGCAUCAUGAUGAAUGGGUCAUUCCUUUUGUUUCCUAAUGGCCUUUGUAGGAGUCCAUCAGGGUGUUGUUGUAAGAAGAGAUGCAAGAGCCCCGGUUCAAGCAGUGGAACUCUGUACCGAACAAAAACGCGAGGUAUGAUUAAGCAUUGUUUCUGCUUGAAGGAAUUGGUUUGAGUACAUCAAGAGAGUUGUUAUCCUUGAAGGAAGCAUUGUUUCUGCUUCAACUCCUUUAUUAUCAUGCACUUGGCCCCUUUUGCAAUUUUUUUUUUCAUUUUUCUUCUGUGGUGAACUGAUUAAGCAAUCAAAUGCACAACCAUAUGGGAGCAUUUGCUGAAUUUCCCAUAUUUUAUAUUGUAUAUUCUCCAAUUUUGAGCUUGAAGAAUCUGUUACUUUUGUGGCAUUUAAGGCAUUUGAGUU